Messenger RNA from Varroa destructor (honeybee mite), 7476 nucleotides. RefSeq lists its product as uncharacterized. Gene Ontology annotation, molecular function: DNA-binding transcription factor activity, RNA polymerase II-specific; RNA polymerase II cis-regulatory region sequence-specific DNA binding. NCBI's taxonomy places the organism in Eukaryota, Metazoa, Arthropoda, Arachnida, Mesostigmata, Varroidae. Gene Ontology annotation, cellular component: nucleus. Gene Ontology annotation, biological process: regulation of transcription by RNA polymerase II; neurogenesis. The record is from RefSeq and is a predicted model, not a curated record.
AAUACCGUGAGACCCCAGCUUGACUCUACAAUCAGCAUCGCUUUCUGAAAUUAAUUCUAGGUUGAUUAAUCAGCCUGACUAUAAUGGAAGUCAACGAUAGCUUAGCAUAUAUUUGCUCCAAAGGUCACAAAAUGAACUAAUGAAUUUGAUGCGAGGUUUAAGGAGCCCCCUCACAAGGAUAAUUCACUUCCCAAAUAAGGUUUGACGUUUCAGCGCUACCGAAAUAUACAUAUACAUAUACAUAUGCACUCAAAUGCAUUACGGCCUCGCGGUCUCUCACUGUUUUUCCACUUAACCCUAUCAUUGAGCACCUGGAGCUGCUUUUGUUGGGUCGCCAUCGUCCUUGCAUCGCGCGCCAUCUGCCGGUCGCUAGCGCAACCUCCUAGCAAAAGAAAAUCGUAAAUAUCGCACGUUCGCUCACUAGCUCCGCUACUUCAUCUUAGUUCGACUCAAUUUGAUCAACUGCUGAGAAGCUCCGCUGUUCUUCGCUCCGCUUCACCACUGCGGCCGUCGCGAGACUUAACCGCUAGCGGCAAUCGCAGCCAUGCGCAUAGUGCCGUAGAGUAGCUACAGUCUUCCAGUUGUCUACGCAGGCACUAGCGUCCACGAAGGGUUUCCUUGUGGGAACCUUUACCGGCGACUGCUCGCUGCGUCGCAGCUGCUCCUUGUGGAGCGCAUGCCGCCGCCUGCUGCGGCCGCCGCAGACCCGACGACUGCUAGCGGUGCCAGUCGUUUUGUCGAUGUUUGUCGCUACUGCUGCCGGCUACUGUCUGGCGGCCAACCGCUGGUCGCUUGAGAGUGACUAUUGCCGGCGCCACCAGUCGACGCUGGUGGUGGCGAGCGCUUUCCAGUGAGCGGCGACGACGACUGCUCCGCAAGCGUGGUUAGCCGCCGCUAGGCGCUGGACCUGCUCCGCUGUCUGUGCUGCCUGUUACCAGAUAGUACGCAAGCGUUGUUAUGAUACGACGGUGGCGACAACGAUGAUAGAAAAAAAACACCAAAAAAUUUCCCCUGUCUGUCUGUCUGUCUGUGCGAGUACUGAUGGCCACAACGAGAGGAGUUCGUAGUUACAGUAGUAGUAGCGUUUUAGCAGCUUUGAGGCAGGGACCGGUCGCCAAACGCUUCUGUGUAUCCGGACGGGCGUUGUAACGCUACGUGCGGCAGCUGCGUAGUGUGUACAUAUAGCCGAUCUAGAUGAGAGCUGGCGACCAGUUAGGUCAGCCAGCAAAUUUCUAUUGGUUUGCGUGUUCGAGGUAGAGUCGCGCGGCGCGCAUCGCUGAUCAACCAACAACGAACGAGCCCCUGCUGGCCGUUGCGUCGCUGCUGUUGCGAACGCGGCCUGCUGCUGCUGCUGCUGCUGCUGCCUGCCUGCCUGCCUGCCUGCCUGCUUACCGUCAGUAGUAACAGCAGUAUCUUUUUGUUGUCGCCGUUCAUUUGUAGUUGCUUGCACUAUUGUUUAUGGGGCACAAAUCAAGGUGGCUGACUGCUGGCGAAAUGGCUGAGUUGCGGAGUGGACGACGCGCGAACGGACAGACUGUGAUCUUCGACAACUAUCAGUGAUGCUGUUGCUGUUCUUGGCGCUGCUGCUGCUGCUGCUGCUGCUGUGGUUCGUUGAUGCUGCAUUUUUCGUUCUCCGUAGUAGCGGCGCCGGCAGCGGCUGCGGUUCUGCUAGAGGAGGCAGCAGCGGCCGCCGUGGUAUCAACACGUGCGUUAAUAGCGACAGUUCUACUGGCAAGCAGCUGCUUGUCGCCUGUUGUUGUACUUCGUUACCACUCGCCAUCGGCGUCAGCGAUCUCGUGGCGCGCUAAACAUUCAGGUCCGUGAGCUCGCCCUUGCUUAUCCGACCGUAACGACGAAAACAACAACGACCACUAACAACUGCCACAGCGGCCCUACUAGUUGCUUACGGCUACGGCGUCGGCAACCGGGGGGUUUCCGUUAGCGCCAACAGCAGCAGCAGCCUCUUUGCACUUGUGCAACUGGCCAACCUUCCUCUAACCACUAAAACACCUCUGACGGCAGCAACCGAAGCAGAUGCCAAUCGCAAGCUACUGCGUGCUGCGGCUGCCGCCAUUCGACAGCAACGAGGAAAGACGGUUACAGUAACAGCAGCAGCUAACGACGAAGGAGCCGGUAAGCACGACGGUACGAGGAGGAGCGAAAACAAUACAACAACAACAACAGCAGCAGCAGCAGCAGCAGCAGCAGCAACAGCGCAAAACCGAAGCAGAAACUUCAGAGGUGGUGGCCGAAUAGGAGCAGUCGGAACCGCGACGGCCGGAGGGCGCCCCAAGAAUUGCUGCUGCUGCUGCUGCUGCUGCUGCUGUUGGGUCAGUAUCACUCCCAGGCACGCGGCUAGUCAGCAGCGAUCGGUUGUCGCUCCAGCGACCAGUUCGUUCGACAGACAUUGAGUCUUCAGCGAUCUGAAGCUUUUCUACGGGAUGUACAUGAUGUUGCGUCGGCGUUCGAAGGAAAUGAUUGCGGGUCAGUCAGUGCGAUAGGAUAGACACCAUUUGUUGUUGACGCCAAUUGGUGACUGUAUCGGUGUCGUUGUGAUAGUUGUGUUUCUCUUUUUUGCUGUGAUCGUUUCGAGUGUUCCUGGUGGGCGAUGAUGCGUGUCUGCGCUACAGGCGAAUGUGGUUAGGUGUUGUUGUUGAGUUAAGCCGGCCCGCCCGCCCUACCCUACCAGAGCUCCCCGAAUUUCUGUCGCAGUUUUACGUAUACAAGGGCAGCUAUACUGGCACAGCAGCCUAUCAGUGUGUCGAUUAAUUCGUGUGUGCGUACAAGGUGGGCCAUUGCCUUUAUUCUCAUUGUGAUCGAACGCAAGUGACUCAAAUACAGCAAAUAUGGGGGGUGUAUUUACCAGUUUAGUGCGCUGCAGAUAGCCGGCUAGUACAGAGCUUCGUUGUAUUCGCUAGCGUUAGAUCUUCAUUCAGUCCGAGUCAGCUGUUCCCUUGAAAGCAGUCACUUGAGCUUACCAUUAGUGUCACCUUUAUCGUCAUUGUGAUUAUUGUUACUGUUCUUGUGAACUGGUUGUUCAACCGUCGUACGCUCUAGCAAACCAUCUCUCGAACGCCAACCAUUAACACCACAUCGUCGCCAGUAUGCUUGACGCACAAUCAGCUGUCACACAGCGCAGUAGUCGUAUCGGAACAACUUCUAGACGACAGCAACAACUUCAACAUUAUGAUCAUCAACGCCGUUUUGAGAAUCACCAGCGCUGUCGUAGUGCCUUAACUCAACCUCAUGAUUACCGUCUCCGCAUAAGUGCGCAGCAAAUAGUUGAAUUCGUCAGUUCCUUCGUUAGCACGAUUCAUUUGGAAGCUGGCCUCCAUCAUCAGCAUCGGUGAGGUGGGUACGCGGAGCCCCCCGGCUACGGCUGUUCGUCUAGCGGCCGCCGCUGCGGCUGCUGGCGAAGCCGUGGCGGGGGCUCGAAGAAGAGCGGAGCACCUGGCAGAGCGCUGGUGGUGCUCAGGGGCUCAGUUUAGACCCGGGACAACAGCUGCGGUGAUGGCAGCCACCUCAGCGUCAACAUCGGCUGGAGGAAUGCCCGCCGAAGAUCAUACGCAGCGGUCGGCAAGUUCGGCCGCCACUUCGUCUUCGAAUUUACACCCGUUCCCGCCGCCUUUGUGGAUGUACAAACAGCAGCUUGAGGCGAGUGCUCUCUCACAAUCUGGUCAACCGCUACACGGUCUUGCGGGUCAAGGCCCAUCUCAAGCCAUGCAGGAGUUCCACUAUCACGGCCUGCCAACGAACGCGGCACCGACCAGUCCUAAGCCCCCGCAGGCGCCAUCGCAUCAUGGUGCUCAAGCACUACUGCGGCCGCCCACGGGGGCAAAUGCACUAGCCGAUGGAGCCGCGUCUUCUGGUGGUGACGGAGGCGGUGGUAACGGCGGAGGUACUGGGAGCAACGGAAGUGGCGGACUUCUGACGUCACGAGCCGCUACGCCUCGACAACCUCCACGGCCCCAGGGGCCCCUAGCAGAUGUUCUUCCACCUGGCGGACUUCAAGCUGGAGUUGGUGGAGCGGGCUACCCCCGGGCAAGCGACAGGGGACCAGCUUUGUCCGGCGUUCCGGGUGUUCCAAGGGUACCGGCUUCACACCAGCAUCAAUGUCUGCAGUGCUUCAAAGGCUUCAGCAGCAGCCACCAGCUCACACAACAUACGCGCAUCCACACCGGGGAGAAGCCCUAUAAAUGCUCGUUCUGCGAUCGACGCUUCAAGCAGCUCAGCCACGUGCAGCAGCAUACGCGACUGCACACAGGGGAGCGUCCGUACAGAUGCACGGUGGCGGAGUGUGCGCGCGCCUUCACCCAGCUGUCAAACCUACAGCAACAUCUACGCAACCACGAAUCCCAGCUGGAGAGGUUGCGUUCACGUCCGUUCCACUGUCCGCUCUGCGGCAAAGGCUUUGCCUCCGACGCUUCGUUACGCGCCCAUCGCGGCAAGGUUUGUCCGGCCAGCCCACAGGUGGCGCAGGCCGCACAAAGCGGCAGCAGUUUAGCAAACCACCUUCAACAACAACAACAGCAACAGCAACAGCAACAACAAGCACAACAACAGCCGCAUCAGCAGCAGCAACAACAACAACAACAACAACAACAACAACAACAGCAGCAGCAGCAGCAGCAGCAGCAGCAGCAGCAACAACAACAGCAGCAGCAACAACAACAGCAGGCACAGCAGCAGCAACCCCAGGCCGAACUAGUCUUGCGGACGCCCGCGCAGGACGAGAUGGCAGGCUUAGCCAGUCCCGCUCCAAGCGGUCAGGGCGGCCCCGGAGGCCAAUCGAGUGGCCAAGGGAGCCAGUCUGGACAACAGCAGGGCGGUGUCUGCUGCGCCAUCUGCAACAAGGGCUUCUCAUCGGGUGAAACGCUGGCCGAGCACAUGCGGAUAACUCAUGCGUUUCCCAUGGGGGUUCCGCCAUCGCCAUAUCCUCUCAAACGAAAAAGAGGUCGGCCUUCAAGACAAGAUAUGGCCACCGAACAGCUCGCCAACUUUGUCGUAUACAACAUACCCAAGCAGGAGAUGGACGACGCAGACGAACAACAUCAACAGCAGCAGCAGCAGCAACAGGCAGCAGAGGCCUUGCAACGUACACUAGUUGGCCUGGCACCGUUCAUCAUGCAGAGUCCACCUCUGCAGGCCUACCAGCCGCUCAUGAUGGAUGCGGCGGCAGCGGCAGCUGCCGCAGGAACGCCGUCCUCACUCGGACAUGCGACUCACUAAUCCGUGAACAUGAUAAGAUCACAAGCGGCUAGUGAGCCGCGGACGAAUAGUACUAACGCCAUAAGGAAUAAAUAGGGGUAUGAUAGAGGAACGGCGUGCGUCAAUAUAACCUUGACAACUGAAUAACUAGGCCGUCAAGCAAUAACCAGCCUGCCUCUUGAACGUCGAUAUCAAUAUUGGCUCGUACGCCUCUCGACGCCAGCGAUGAAAGAUUAAUUGUCAACCAGAAAACUGCAGAACGCGCUAGCAAAGCAAAUGAUAGUCUGAGCAACUCGAUAGCAAAGAGCGGGCAUAUCUCAAUUCAGCGAGUCUCAAUUCACAAUAACAAAUACUCGGCGUAUUUAAGUCGUCAAUCGAAGAUGGAUUUAUCGAUAUCAUCAUUCACAUGAUGAUAACAUACGGCGCAGUGAUGCAGUAUUGCGGGUCCGUUGUGGGUACUCCGAGUGCCCCAACAGCCAACCCUGUGGCCGCGCUGUAGCAACGAGCCCGGAUCGACGACAGCCGACGAGUUACGAUAAUGUCGCCAUCAGAGAGAGAGCGACAGAGGGAAUCUGCGCACGAACAAUAUGGCGAAAUACUGCAAACAUACUUACGCACAUUGGAUUGAAACCGGUGAACCCACAAGUAGUAUACUGAAGACGGUCAGGCUGUACCAGUGGUUUAUUCAAAGCAAAAAGGAAAUAAAAUUUAUUCCUGCCGAAUUCGAGCCAUAUACAUACCUACUCGGUAUAAGUUCAAUUCACCCAAUGUCCAUUGACAAGAGCGUGUAGCGAAGCAUGUCAAUCAGUGUCAAAUCGACUCUAUCUUUGGCGUGAGAUCCCCUUACUAUGUACACCUAUGCCACCCUAGACGUGAAUGCAAUUGUGGAAGCGGCCAUUAAUCGAUUUGUAGGUCGUCAUUCUUGCAAAGACAAAUGUCUACCACCUGCGGACGAAGACUCGAGAGAGUUGUGAAUAUGCGAAGCAACGGGUUGCGUACGAGCGCAGCGACGACACAUUUGGGUCCCACUAUCCCGGUGAUGGCCACGACACAGGCCGUGGGUCGGUGGCUGCACGUUGGCUCAAUGGAGCUCAAUUAUACACAUUUAACGAUGAUUUCAAGGCAUAUUGCUACAUACGGUAAAAUACUGAUCGAAUUAGUCGGAUGUUUGUUGACAAACAGCGUUCGACAGUUCUCAGUAGCAUCGCUGGACACGCAAACACUUCAAAGUGAAAAGGUGUCACAGACCACGACGGAUCGUGGCGCGUACUGUACAGAAAUAGUGGAAGGAGAGAUAAGUGGUUUUCGUUAGGAGAAAAAAAUGAUAGAAAAGCCAAAUCACGCUAUAAUUGGGAGCCAGGGAAGAGACGCAGGAAGUCCAACUAAAUGCCAGUUAAAUAGCGUACGACGGAGGAGUGAGCUCGAGUAUAAAUAAGCUGGAAGCCUGCUUGCUGCAAAGAUGGACACUGAUACAUUUACGCAUGACUGUGAGUUCGUAGGUUCACAAGUAUCGAUUUCUAUGUAUGGUGAGCAGCUUGUAAGCCAGGGGGUUUGUUAAUCGCCUUGCAAUUAAAGGUGGUGAUUGUGAACGAACCUAUUCCUCAUUGCUCAGAGUUAGUUUUUUUCUAAUAGGUGCAUAUGUACACCUAAUUACAGUUGUCAAUUAGUGUUAGUUUAAAUACAGAUUGUGUGCAGUUGGUUAUUUGUUAAGGGCAAAUGAUUUUCUCUUCCACGAAUGGUGGUGUACAACAGAAUACUUCGUAGAAGCGAUGAUACAAGCUAAAAAGUGGUAUAAUUAUACCUUUAUCGAGAGGCAACAAGCCAUUCUGGAAAAGAUGUACAGCGAAGUUCCUCACCAUUGGCAGGGGAGCCAUCUAUGAAAAGAGGCAAUUCCACUGCAGGUGUUGAGUAUGAAAAUAAGUUGCGAUGUUUGGAAAUGAUAAGAAGUAGAUGGCGCGGCACACAAUAAUUAAUCAAGUUAACGCAGUAAUCCAAGCAGUCAAGCAGACUCCAAGCAAAGUCGAGUAAUUUUUGUAAUUAUAGUUUCUGUGACAGAGAAAAACCUACAUAAUUAUAACAAAAAUAUUGUAUUAUUAAUAGUAGACAAGACGGUUGAAAGAGAAAUGGAUUUUACGAAAGGUGGGAACGUAUAUAUAUAUAUAUAUAUAUAUAUAUAUAUAUAGUGAAUAUAUGUAUCAAGCAAGAUUUUUGGGCAAUUCUCAGUAGCACGGGCGGCACUGUGUUACUACUACGUACAUAAAAAUAUAU